Messenger RNA from Populus nigra (black poplar), 632 nucleotides. RefSeq lists its product as uncharacterized. Bases 50 to 313 code for a protein of 87 amino acids. The record is from RefSeq and is a predicted model, not a curated record. The transcript has a single exon. NCBI's taxonomy places the organism in Eukaryota, Viridiplantae, Streptophyta, Magnoliopsida, Malpighiales, Salicaceae.
CCCACCAAACCAAUACAAGAAUUCAACAAAUCUGAGGAUCUCUUUCAAGAUGGCACGACAGAUGGAGUGCGAGAGGCUACACAAGGCGCUUUAUGAUUGCCACCGCCGUGUCCCGGCGGGAACAGGGAGGGAAACGGCGUGUCGGCACCUGAACAGGGCCUUAGCAGAGUGCAUGGUAGCGGUGGUAUGUCCUGAUGAGUCAGAGGCUGUUCGUAGUUUGUGUUCAAGUGGUGGGACCAAACUUAAACGGUCUCAAUGCCAAGAAGCCCAGCUUGCACUUUCUGUCUGUCUCUCUUCACAUCAACAAGAAUGAUAUAAUUUAUGUAUAAUGAUCAACAAGAAUAGCAAUAACAAUAAUGUUGAAGCAAAACCUUAUUUUUUAAUCUUUUGGGUUCAAUUCAAGGUUGUCUCUUCUUGUGUUGCUUAUAGGCUUAUUAUUAACAUGUUGUAAUGGUUGUUUGAUGUAUGAUCGUGCAGAAUGACGCAAAAGGCUAUGCUGAUACAUAUAGCCGACUCCAGCGAGGUUGAGAUUGAGCUUGGUUGUUGUAAUGGCGUAUUUGGAAAUGUAUACAGAAUUUUAAGAGAAAUAUUUUCAAGUUUAUGAAGAUUUUAGGGUUGGAUUCAGUUUUGCA